Molecule: messenger RNA, 1430 nt
Organism: Cynoglossus semilaevis (tongue sole)
Lineage: Eukaryota; Metazoa; Chordata; Actinopteri; Pleuronectiformes; Cynoglossidae
Product: mucin-4-like
Exons: 5
Biological process (GO): cell-matrix adhesion
Molecular function (GO): ErbB-2 class receptor binding
Source: RefSeq, a predicted model, not a curated record
ACAAACACCUACCAGUGCAUCCUGACCACGGACGGGUCUCGAUCAUUUGCUCUCCUGAGAUAUGAGGAGAUGAACUGGGGUCCAGGCCAGAGGCAGUUCCACGACGCGGUGAUUGGCUACACUAACGGAGAACGCUCCUUCAUAGAGCCCACCAACCCACCUGAAAACCUCUUUGGACCUGGGGGCAGAUACAGGCCACAUGAAGUGAUUGGCCCCCUGGGUCAGCCGGGUCAGCUGGUGUAUGACUUUUCCAAACCAACAACAGACAAACCAACAACAGGCGUACCAUCGGAUAAACCGGCAGCAGACGAACCAGGGGAAAGCCCCCAGAUCAGCUGCCAGGCCUGGGCUGUGAAUGAGCCUGACCCAACGGAGUGGACCAAGGACCUGUUCUCAUGUCCCUGCACCCGGGGCCAGGCCCUGCAGGACCUGACCUUCCUGCAGGACACCAGUGAUCCCAGCCCUACCUUGAAGAAGUUAAGAAGUCAGCGGUGGGGGGGUUCCUCAGGACACAUCUUUCAGUCGGUUCUGUCCAACAGAUUUGGUUCAGGAAAACUCUGCGUGUACGACCCCGAGGGUCCGUUACUGGCUGGGUACAACGAGCGCUACUUCUUUGGACACAGCCAAGAGAAACACAUUGAUGGAGAUCUCCUACCGUUCCAGUGGUGUUGUACUGACUCCCCCCUCUGUCACCUCUACCUGAAGAAGAGACCAUUGGACCGAUGUCAGGGCUACAGCUGGGACAGAGCUGAUGGUCACACUACAAAGGGUGCUAAGACGACCCAGGGUGUAGCCAUGGUGUUUGGCAGCCUCCACUUCCACACCUUUGAUGGUACCGAGUACACCUUCAAGGCUCUGGGAGAGUUUGUUCUUCUGCGUCUCUCCACCGUCACUGGCUCCAACGUCUUCACCCUGCAAGGACAGACUGACCGGCUGCACGUAGGCACGGGGGGGCCCAUGGAAGUCCCCGUGGUGGUCCGCCUGGCUGCCUUCCACCAGGGCAUCGGCAAGAUUGAGUUGAGAAGUGCACAGAACAAUGAAGGACUCCAGAUGUUUGUGGACGAUGUUGAGGUUCCAGUCACAACUGAAGUCCUGCGUCAGCCCAACAAGGACUUUGCUGUUCGCUGCGUGUCAGUGAAGCGCUGUGUGGUGGUCUACGCCGGGGGUCUGAAUGUUUUAGCAUGGAGGGUGGAUGGCUCUAACCAGCUGGGGGCGAUAGUGGGUGUCCCCCAAACCUUCUACAACCGCACCGUGGGUCUGAUGGGUCACUGGAGCUCCAACCACUCAAAUGACUUCCUCAUGUCUGACGGCGUCAUCCUGCCGUCAGCUGACACGCCGCCGCCUGAGGAGGAGAUCCAGUUGUUUGGUCUGUCCUGUGAGUGGAACAUCAACACAGACAUGCCGUGUUUGACCACCUGGUGUCAGUGUUG